GCCGCGUAAAGGCCGUGCUUUCCGGUCUCGACGGCCUGCUGGCUGCCGAACGCGAGGCGGGCAUCCAGCCGGGCCGCGUGAACCUGACAACCACAUGGUCCUUUCAAAGCACGGACUCCAUCGAUGGCAAAUGCAAGAAAUGCCCAGGCUACUUCGGAUUCCAGGACAUGCUGGCAGCUGUGGACGACCCGUCGAUUGCGAAGUACAAACCUCGCACGCCGGUGAAAGACCUGGCUGCCGCGUUCGACAAGAGGUGGAUUAACGGACUCAACGUGCAAGCGCCAUGGG
Molecule: messenger RNA, 288 nt
Organism: Symbiodinium sp. CCMP2456
Lineage: Eukaryota; Dinophyceae; Suessiales; Symbiodiniaceae
Source: the annotation of a GenBank genome assembly